ACGUGGUGGCCAAAGCGUCGCCUCCGGUUUCGUCAUGUCCGGGUAACAGCGAGCCAACGGCCCGAGCCGAGGUCGUGCCAUUAGGCUGAGUCGGUCCGCUGGACGGGGGCGUGUGCUGGAAUGAGAGCCAGGUGUGUGUCUGCCUGCAUGGGAAAGACGCCUACAAGUUCUGGCCGCUGUUCCUCACGUUUGUUGAGCGAACAUCGAAGGAUUCCUUGAAUUGUAUUCGGGGCGCCCGUGCGGCCGAUGCAUUGCACAAGGGCUUUUCCUCUGACAAACCCUCCCAUGAUGCCCGUCGACAUGGCGAUGAGAAUCUGCCUGGCUAGCUCCCCGCCGCUGUGCUCCUUUCUUGGUAACUACGACAACUGCCGCCUGGCAAACACACUUUACCCGCGAUGCCAGGAUCUGCGGCCCUGUCUGGCCCCCGGGCAUGCCGACGGUAACCAUGGUUACGAGGUCUCCGGACCGCCCGUGGCCAUCAGCGGCGGGAGGUUGGCGUCCAGCAGGGCCGCACCCCCCAGGAAGAAGCAGGUGGUGUUUGCGGACGCUCACGGCCUGGCCCUCGCUGACAUCAUCUUCUACAAGGAGGAAGACCCCCUGGCCGAGCUGCAGUUCCACCUCUCGGACAUAGAGGGAGCCCUGGCCAGACUGAGGCAAGAAGAAAACACAGGUUCGGACAUCUUGGACUCAAGUGGUCUUGUGCUGGACUUCACUCCACCCUUUGAAGACUACCUGGACCUCCGCCAGCGCCUCAAAGCCCAGCAGGUCUCCCUGGAGAACUGUUCCGUCCAAGACGGCUCUCUCUCCGGUACCAUCAAGGUCCAAAACGUCAGCUUUGAGAAGUCCGUGUCAGUCCGGAUCACCUUUGACUCGUGGAUCUCCUUCCGUGACGUUCCCUGUCCGUACCUGAACAACGUGUACAGUUGUCCCGACACCGACACUUUCUCCUUCGACAUCUCGCUGCCGGAGGCGUCCUCCAAACGGGUCGAGUUCUGCAUCUGUUACACGGCUCAGGACGAGGUCUUCUGGGACAAUAACCACGGCAGCAACUACGGCCUGGUCCCGUCCGAGCCGGAGCCGAACCCUAGCCCCAAGACCGGAGGGCUGGAGGAGGUGUUGGAGAAGCUGGAAGGAGGGAGGUACGCAGAGUGUGACCAGUUCGGAAGCCCCCGGACGUCGACCGGGGUCUUCCCAGGGUGGCAGAGCUGGGGCCGCAUAGAGAACAGCGCCCCCUACUGGUGACCGCAGAACCCCCUUCAGCGCGCCCUGGACCUCGUAGAGGUCCCACAGGCUUUGAUGAAGAACUUUACGUUACUGUUACCUAUUGCAUCACAGCAAUCAAGACUAACAUGAGUAGAUUUAGGUUUCACCUGCACAUGAGUCACAGAAAUGAAAACGGGAAUCGGCUGCAGGGAAUGAUAAGCCCUCCUGAAUGCACAUUAUUUCUAGUUCUAACUACUGACCUUCUGCACCUUACUUUGUAUUGCUAACUCCUGACCCUCGGCCCCUUGCAUCUAAUGCCCAGCGAUAUGCACAGUUUCACCCGCAAGUAUUCCUCAAGCUCUCUGCGAAGAUCAAUGCCUUGAUAUUCAAAAUAUAUUCCAAAGUAUUCUAAAGGACGAUUGGGUUUAGACGAUACAAUGUCUUGCGGAAGUUUGACCAAGCGCUGGUUUUACUGAACAGGAUGUGUUCCGAACUGUUAAGAUGCCAUUCGUCAAACCUGACGAUGUGAGUGCCUUUACAUAUGCUGUAAUCUAUAAGCCCAAAUCCAAAAUUAGUGCCUUACCCUCCAUCAAGAUGUGCAGAAAUGUACACACCAGCCCAGGCCCGAAGAAAGUCGGGCCGGAAAAUGUUGAUUCAUGUGGUACAUGAUCAACAUUAUUCAAAGACGAAAUGUGACAUUAUCCUUUAAUCCUUUGCACUUUAUUCUAACCAUGCCAUAGUUUCCGCUGAGUGGGACUCUGAACUUGAACAUAUAGGCUACAGCAUGCUAGUGGUGAUCAUUACCUAGAACAUGCUAGAUUUAGUUGUACCCUAGAAAGAACAUGUUAGUAGUGAUUGUAGCCUCGAAAAUGUUGUUUGUAGCCUUCAGUAUGCUGUUAUCAUAGCCUAGAACAAGUUAGUGGUGGUUGUAGCCUAGAAAAUGAUAGUGGUGAAUGUAGUCUUCAAUGUAUUAGUGAUUGUUGAAGCCUAAAGCAUGGGGAUCGUAGCCAGGGCUAUGUUAAUCUUAAUGUCAUCGGCUUCCAUUUAGCGGCUAGUGGAAUAGGAUACCUGUUUGUAUUUAAUUUGCAUAGAGGAGCAUAGUCUCAACGGCAGUUAGCUGGGCUUUUGGCUAGUAGGCUAGUCUGUAAGCUAGUUAGCUAGACUGAAAGCCAGUUGGCUAGCCUGUAACGGUCAGCUAGCCUGCUGUAAGCUCCACAUUUAGUCAGUUUGCUAGCCGGGAAGCCAAUGGGUGAAUUCUGUACCGCCGUUAGCUAGCCUGUAGUCCGUUAUGUCCACUGUUAGCCAGUCGCUUGGAGUGAUUUAAUAUCCUUUUUUGAUUUGCUAAAUAUUAAGGUAUCAUCCGUUUAAAUAAGUAUUAUUUUAAGCUUGAGAAGCACCGAGAAUGAAUCAAGGCUUUGCUCCACAUUAAUGAGGAUAUGUGGAGUUUGGAUGCUGUUUUAAGGUUCAAUAUCCCUGAAGCUGAAUAUUUCGGUUCUGCAUGUUUCUCAAAAGUAUGUAGAAUCUGUUGACACUUUUGCUGAAUAUGUAUACAUUUUUAAGGUUUUACCUUCAUUGCACUUAAUGUCAUACAUUUUUUAUUUUAAUGCUAAAAUAGGAAAGAUAAAUGUUGCCAGUUAAGGGGAGAGAUUGAGUUGAGUGAAAACUCGGCUGUACAGUUCAACAGAUUCUUAUAGAUGUUUCCUCAAUACAGGAGACAGAGAUUGAAAGGGAGGGAUAUGAAAGAGAGAUGGAUUGAAAGAGACGUGGAUUGAAAUGGAUGAAGCGAGGUUGUUUGUAGAAGUACUUUCCUUUUAUUGACCGAGGCUUUGGUUCUGAAACUUUUACGUUGACAUAACUUGUGAAUUGUUUCACUGGAAGUUCACAAGAUGCAUCCAUUUUUGGUCAACUUCUGGAGGGCCAGAGUGGGUUGUUCAGCAAUGUCUGAGGGCAAAGGGACAUUGUUAUGGCUGGCCAGUCGCCACUGAGCUAAAAGCCCACAUUGCUAAAGUUUAUUAUGGGUUCAUAGGAAGUUGAUGUACCAAUGGUUUCAGAUAUUUUUGUAUUGUAAUGAAAGACUGCCCCUUUUAUCUUCCCUAAAUAAACUAAA
Gadus macrocephalus (Pacific cod) is the source of this 3310-nucleotide messenger RNA. Its product is annotated as protein phosphatase 1 regulatory subunit 3C-B-like. The record is from RefSeq and is a predicted model, not a curated record. Gene Ontology annotation, molecular function: protein phosphatase 1 binding; glycogen binding. The transcript has 3 exons. Gene Ontology annotation, cellular component: protein phosphatase type 1 complex. Bases 247 to 1242 code for a protein of 331 amino acids. Gene Ontology annotation, biological process: regulation of glycogen biosynthetic process. NCBI's taxonomy places the organism in Eukaryota, Metazoa, Chordata, Actinopteri, Gadiformes, Gadidae.